This is a messenger RNA of Mercenaria mercenaria, 1496 nucleotides long. RefSeq lists its product as uncharacterized. Lineage: Eukaryota; Metazoa; Mollusca; Bivalvia; Venerida; Veneridae. The record is from RefSeq and is a predicted model, not a curated record. The transcript has a single exon. The coding region runs from base 1 to 1074 and encodes 357 amino acids.
AUGCCGUGUACUCAUAGAUUCUCAAUGUAUAACAUCGUACAUUCCAAUCCUAAGCUGAAUUUGUUACGUUUUUAUAUAGGCUUUGCAACUAUUGCAGUUUUCAAUACUGUUUUAGAACUGAUUGUGCCAAAGAAGGACCGAAGUUCAAUAACAUACUGGGAUCGACGCAAAAGUAGUUCAUACACAUCUGGAGCUGAAUAUUUUGAAAGUGACUAUGAAAUGUCAGAAAGUGAAAGCAGUGAUGAAGAAGAUUUUGAUGCAUCUCAAGCAUCCAGGACUUACAAACUUUCUUUGGAGGAUGAAUUCUUACUGACUGUAAUGAAACUUAGACUGGGGUUAUUUAACAAGGACUUGGCAAACCGUUUUCAAAUUUCGUUAUCAAUGGUGACAAGAAUUUUCAAUACAUGGAUAAAUUUAAUCUACAUAAGACUAGGUUCUAUGAAAGUGUUUCCUCAUCGUGAUAUAAUAUCAAAACAUAUGACACAUGAUUUUAAAAAGCAGUAUCCAAAUGUAAUGCUAAUUAUUGAUUGCACUGAGUUAAAAAUACAAAUGCCUUCUUCGUUAGUACGAAAGUCACAAACGUAUUCUGACUACAAGUCGGCAAACAUAUAUAAAGGCCUCGUUGGAGUAGACAGUCGUGGAGGAAUAAUGUUUGUGUCACAUUUAUACACUGGUGGAAUUUCAGACAAAGUAAUUUGUCAACGCAGUGGUCUCUUUGAUUUGUUAAAACAAAAAAUAGAGGCUGGCGAAUUAAAACGUGGAGACGGAAUCAUGGCAGAUAAGGGAUUUACAAUUGCAAACGAAUUGAACGAGAUAGGUCUCUGUCUAAACAUUCCUCCGUUCCUUGGAAAAAGAAAACGAUUGUCUGCUGCAAAUGUACAGGAUACACAUGUAAUAGCUCAUCAUCGGAUACAUGUUGAAAGGGCCAUAGGAAAAGUUAGAAACUUCCAUAUAUUUGACAGAAGAUUACCUAUCAAAUCUGCUGGUGUUGUAAACCAAAUAUGGACUGAUUGUUGCCUUUUGUCAAAUUUCCAGGACCCUCUUAUUGCCAAAACUUCAACUGACGAUGACUAAAGUACUCACUUAAACGUCCGUCUGCUUGUUUUUAAGAUAAGGCACUGCUGAGUUGACGUAAAAUUGAGCAAGCUUUGGGAAAAUUCUUGCCCACACGAUUUUGUCAUAAAAUAUACGUUCUACAAAUAGUCCUUUGUUCGUGAAAACAACAAAGUCGCACCAAUUUACACCGGCUAUUGCCAUCUGUCCAGUCACUUGGUAGAAGUAACUAUGUGACCUUUUUAAAUGCAGCUCCUCGUCUCUUAUUUCAAGACAGAAGUCUGUAUUUCUUGCUGCUUCUGCGGGUGUAGUAUUUCUAUAUUUAUAUGGGCACUUAAUUUCCAACAGCCCGAAGUGAUCAUAAGAUGACCUGUCUAAAACUUUGCCGUCUGGGGAAGCUCCAAGAUAAGGACAGCUUGGAUUUAUUAGGAGUCCUGUGCGAA